AUGGCAACUGUCAAGGAAAAACUUAUAGAGAAUGUGUCUGCGGAUGAGACAACCUCCCAGAGAAAGAUCACCAUUGUUGGAUCGGGUGCUGUAGGCAUGGCUUGUGCUAUCUCUGUCUUAAUAAAGGACUUAGCAGAUGAACUCGCCCUUGUUGAUGUCGUAGAGGAAAAGUUAAAGGGAGAAAUGCUGGAUCUUCAGCAUGGCAGUCUCUUCCUGAAUACUCGGAAGAUUGUCGCUGGAAAAGAUUAUGCUUUAUCGGAGAACUCCAAAUUAGUUAUUGUUACAGCAGGAGUAAGGCAGCAGGAAGGAGAAACUCGCCUUUCUCUGGUCCAACGUAAUGUGAAUAUCAUGAAAUCAAUCAUUCCAGCUGUAGUUCAUUAUAGUCCUCAGUGUAUUAUUAUUGUUGUUUCAAAUCCAGUGGAUAUUUUGACAUAUGUGGUCUGGAAAUUAAGUGGGUUUCCUGUGGCUCGUGUAAUUGGAAGUGGUUGUAAUCUAGACUCUGCCCGUUUCCGUUACCUAAUUGGAGAGAAAUUGGGCAUCCAUCCCACAAGCUGCCAUGGCUGGGUUAUUGGAGAACAUGGUGAUUCUAGUGUGCCCUUAUGGAGUGGCGUGAAUAUUGCUGGUGUUACUCUGAAGUCUAUAAAUCCUCAACUAGGAACUGAUUCAGACAAGGAGCAAUGGAAAAAGAUUCAUACACAAGUUAUUCAAAGUGGUUAUGAGAUAAUCAAACUGAAGGGAUACACCUCUUGGGCAAUUGGACUCUCAGUGGCAGAUAUAUCAGGAACAAUUUUAAGAAAUCUUAGAAGAGUACAUCCUGUUUCCACUACAAUUAAGGGUCUAUAUGGAAUAAAUGAAGAGAUCUUUCUCAGUAUCCCAUGUAUCUUGGGGCAAGGUGGUAUCUCAGAUAUUGUGAAAGUGAAGCUGAAUUCUGAGGAGGAGAGCCUUUUAAAGAAGAGUGCAGACACACUUUGGAGUAUCCAAAAAGAGCUACGCAUUUAA
Messenger RNA from Suncus etruscus (white-toothed pygmy shrew), 999 nucleotides. RefSeq names its product L-lactate dehydrogenase C chain-like. Gene Ontology annotation, cellular component: cytoplasm. Gene Ontology annotation, biological process: carboxylic acid metabolic process. Gene Ontology annotation, molecular function: L-lactate dehydrogenase (NAD+) activity. Lineage: Eukaryota; Metazoa; Chordata; Mammalia; Eulipotyphla; Soricidae. The transcript is spliced from 7 exons. The coding region runs from base 1 to 999 and encodes 332 amino acids. The record is from RefSeq and is a predicted model, not a curated record.